Messenger RNA from Brassica napus (rape), 1729 nucleotides. Its product is annotated as F-box protein At5g49610. Lineage: Eukaryota; Viridiplantae; Streptophyta; Magnoliopsida; Brassicales; Brassicaceae. The transcript has a single exon. The record is from RefSeq and is a predicted model, not a curated record. Bases 546 to 1637 code for a protein of 363 amino acids. Gene Ontology annotation, molecular function: protein binding.
CAAAUUCAUCCAUUGCUCGAAUAAAAGAUAAAUAGUGUUUUCCAUGAGUUAAUAUUUUUAGAGCACCUUCAUUGUGGGUUUCUAGAACAAAUUUUCAAAAAAAAAUAUAAAAUAUAAAUAUAACAAAUUAUUAUGUUUGGGUAUUAUCAAAAUAAUAAAAAUUCAACCCAAAAUAUUUCAUUUAAAAUAAUGGGCCUUGGGCCUAAGAUAAACAAAACGGUAAAGAUGCAUCUGCUCCUUGUUUACCAGCGAGUCACAAACACGCGCUCUUCUUCUUCUUCUCCUUCUUCUCCAUCAUAUACUCGUUCAACGCUCGCGCAAUUCGAUUCAUCACCUCCUCCAUUUCCGCCAUUUCUUCCCCCCCCACCAAUCUCCGUUCCUCUCUCUACCCAUCUCACCCCGAUUCCAUCGAUGGGUUAAUCGAAACACACACAAACCCUCCACGACGUCGUUUCAAAGCCUAGCCCUUUUUUCCUGAUUGCCGUUAAGAACGAGAAAGUUUCCUCCUUUACCACUCUAGACCCCUCUUCUCCAUCGAUCCCGUAAUGGGUAACCCGAAAGACCCUCUCUUUCCCGACGAGGUGAUCCUCCAGAUCCUCGCUAGGUUACCCGUUAAGUCCCUCUUCAGGUUCAAAUCCGUUUGCAAAGCUUGGUGCUUGUUACCUUCCGACGCUUACUUCAUCACCCUUUUCAAUCAACUCUCUGUGAAAGAGCAAACGCUCGUCGCCGAGGUAUCGGACUCGUCGAGCUUGAUCUGCGUUGAUAGUCUCAGAGGCGUCUCUGAGUUCUCGUUGGAGUUUCUUAGAGACAGAGUGAGGAUCAGAGCUUCGUGUAAUGGAUUGUUGUGUUGCGCUAGUGUUCCUGAGAAGGGUGUUUAUUACGUUUGUAACCCUUCGACUAGAGAGUUUUGGGUGUUGCCUAGGAGUAGAGAGAGGCCCGUGACAAGGUUUUAUCCGGAUGGUGAGGCGACUCUUGUUGGUUUAGCGUGUGAUGUUGGUAAGAAGGGGUUUUGCGUGGUGAUGGCUGGUUACCAUAGGUUGUUUGGGCAUAGACCUGAUGGGAGUUUCGUUUGUUUGGUGUUUGAUUCGGAGAGUAAUAAGUGGAGGAAGUUUGUUUCGGCGUUGGAGGGUUGUGGUGGUUUCACGCAUAUGAGUAAGAACCAGGUUGUGUUUGUUGAUGGGAAGCUUCACUGGUUGAUGAGUGGGUUGUGUUAUGUGCUUGCGCUUGAUCUUGAACACGAUGUGUGGAGGAAGGUUUCUUUGCCUGAUGAGAUUAGAUGUGGAGACGGUGGUGGGAAUAGGGUUUAUCUCUUGGAGUUGGAUGGGUUUGUGUCUGUGAUUCAGCUGUCUGAUGUGUGGAUGAAGAUCUGGAAGAUGAGAGAUUACGAGAGUGAGGUUUGGUGUGUUGUUGAUAGUAUAAGUUUGAGGUGUAUCAAAGGAUUGGUGCCUGGAAUCUUCCCGAUUUGUCAGACGGGUGAGUAUGUGUUCUUGGCUACUCAUAAACAGGUUCUUGUGUAUCAGAGAAGAAGUAAGUUGUGGAAAGAGAUGUUUUGUGUUAAAGGAAGCUAUUCUCUGCCUCUGUGGUUCUCAGCUCACGCCUUUCGCAGCACCAUAGUACCUUGUAAUUAUGCUUUAUAGUAUAGAUGUACUAGGAUAAGACCCGCGCCUUGCGCGGAAUUAAGUUAUUAUUUUUAUUAUAUUUUGGAGAAUGAAACAAUAGUUUGGCUUCA